AUUUUCUGAUAUAACAUAACAUGUCCAUAUUUCAUUUAAAAUUUACAAUUAAUUCUCAUAGAAAAAUAUAUAUUUACAAUUAAUCCCUUUGUCACUCAAUCCAAAACAUAGCACAAAAAUCAUUUUUUUGUAACAUCUUUGCCUGUUUGCACAACAAGUGAUCAACUAUGCCUGUGAAUUCUGUCUCACUUUGUUCCAAUCUCUUCCCAAGUGUUGUUUUUUUGUUUUUGAUUACUGUUAGUUUUUCUGCAAGUGAAAUCAGAACGAAUCAAAGACGGGUACCCUUGAAAUCAUUAAAUUCUCCCAGUUUUUCUUCAAAGCUUCGUUUUUUGCGGAAAAGCACUCAAAAUUCCUCUGGAGUUGGUCCUGAUGAUGGAGUCAUAAUUGUGGAUCAUGGGUCACGUCGCAAAGAGUCCAAUCUAAUGCUUAAUGAAUUUGUGGAGAUGUUUAGACACAAAACUGGGUACCAGAUUGUGGAGCCUGCUCAUAUGGAACUAGCAGAGCCAUCAAUUGGAGAUGCUUUUCAAUCUUGCGUUCAGCAAGGCGCACGCCGCGUUAUUAUCAGUCCUUUUUUCCUCUCUCCUGGAAGGCACUGGAGUCAGGAUAUUCCUUCCUUGAGUGCAGAGGCAGCAAAGCAACACCCUGGCGUGUCAUACAUUGUUACUGCACCCCUUGGACUCCAUGAGCUACUUGUGGAUGUUGUGAACGAUAGGAUCAAUUAUUGCUUAAAGCAUGUAGCUGGAGAUGCAGACGAGUGUUCAGUUUGUGCUGGAACUGGAAAAUGCAUACUCCACCAAUGAUUUAUAAAACUAAAUAGAGUUUUGGUGUCCUUAGUAUGAGAUGAAGCUGAAAACCAAAGGAAUCUGUAAAUUAAGCUUCAACUGUUUUGAAGCCAUGACUUCAAGAAGCAGAUUGAUUCUUGUAGAUAAACUUUACUUAGACUUGAAGUAAACUAUCAAUUUCAUCCCU
Molecule: messenger RNA, 969 nt
Organism: Trifolium pratense (red clover)
Lineage: Eukaryota; Viridiplantae; Streptophyta; Magnoliopsida; Fabales; Fabaceae
Product: sirohydrochlorin ferrochelatase, chloroplastic
Exons: 7
Coding region: 168-800 (210 amino acids)
Molecular function (GO): lyase activity
Source: RefSeq, a predicted model, not a curated record